Molecule: messenger RNA, 1584 nt
Organism: Tuber aestivum (summer truffle)
Lineage: Eukaryota; Fungi; Ascomycota; Pezizomycetes; Pezizales; Tuberaceae
Source: the annotation of a GenBank genome assembly
GACUGUCGAACGAACCAAAGAGUUCCCAUGCCAUUCGUCUGUCCUUGUUAAGAGUCGAGAUAUCCCCCCCCGCCCUUGCUUCCUGUUAUCUUCCUUCCCUUCUCUCCCUGUUCCCGUAGUCCUCUUCUGCAACAGCUCCCCUUUACGAAACCACGGGAAUAGGAGGGGUAUACAGUUUCCGUCGGGCCGUUGGUGGGGAGGAUACUUCCCUCCCUCUCUCUUUCUUUUUCCGGUUUGUUUUCUCUGCUUUUUUUAUUCUUCCCUGCGUCUCGUUAUCCUACGUCAGUUAGGCCUACGCUGGAGGGGGGAAACGAAAGGGAGCGGGUGGUUAGAGAUGAAGUUACAACGGUUUUCACGUGCUCUGGAGAAGCGGCAAGCUCGCCAGGAGGAGGACCCAAGCCCUCAAGGGAAGGCAUUAAUCGUGAGUUUUUGCGCUGGCGGCUUUGCUACAAGGCGAUUCGAUGAAUGGCGGACUGAUGGCUUACGUUCAAACGGGAUAAGAUUGCGGUUGUCUUCAUUUCGUUUCUCUUCUUUGUCAUAAUCGCGUUUAUUAUCCUCCGAUACAUCCGACAAGCCCACCCUCUAGCACCAAAGUUUUUCUCCGAGAAAUGGAAGAAGAGGUGGGCUACUUGGCAACCAGGCAUAUAUGCUCCCGCAGCCUCUUCAGUUAGCCCAGCCCCGGAGCCAAGUGCGGCCGCCCGGCGAGAACGGGAGCGGAGGGAGAGAAGGGAGAGACGGAGAAGGGAACAGCAGCAGCAGCAAGCGUCAGGCGUGAACAGAGUAGAAAGCGUUCGGAGUAUAAUGACUCUACCAGAGUAUAGGGCAGUGCCAUUACCAGAUCGGGAGAGAACAAUAGGAAGGGAGGGGGAGCGUGGAGGAAUCGAUGUAGUGGUUGAAGCCCCAGAAACAGCCGAGGAGGAGGAAGAGCGACGGGAGGAGCACAUGCGGGCUCUGUACGAGAUCCGACUUGCCAGACAACUGGAGCGAGCAGCGGAGCGGGAGAGUGCGCAAAAUGGCGGACGUGGCGGCAACGCUACCCGUGCCGCGGCUAGUUCCCGGAACAGAGGCAACAGUUCAGCAACUUCCCUUGCCGUGACGCUAGCAGCUGUGCAGGAACGGGAACGGCGUUUGAGCGAGGUCUCCUAUGCAGAGGUCGGUGUCGCAAGGCCUGACGGAUCCCGAGUCCGCGCGAGCUCUGAUGUCUCCGACCGGGACAGUCUUCCCCUACUGGACGCUGGCGCACCGAUGGGCAUGGGGGAUAGUAUCCGCAGUGGCCGUAGCGGCCAUAUUCGAACCAGCAGCGCUCUCUCCCUCGCUAGCACCCUUGGCACCCCGGAGCGACGCCGUAGCGACGAGAUCCUUAGCAUGGGCAGCACUCGCCCGAGUCUGGAUAAUCGGGAUAGCAUUCGCGAUAGCGUCCCUAGCGACCGGCCGCCCGGAUAUUCCGGUGAACUGGAGUGGGGUGCGCCACCAGAGUACCCUGGGAUUGUUGAAGACGGUCGAGGGGAUAUGGGUGUCCCGGUAUUCCGGGUUGAGACUGUCUCGCCGGAUCCUUAUAGACCCCCGCAGCAAACUCAUUCUUAG